Molecule: messenger RNA, 1595 nt
Organism: Chara braunii
Lineage: Eukaryota; Viridiplantae; Streptophyta; Charophyceae; Charales; Characeae
Source: the annotation of a GenBank genome assembly
GCAACAGACGUCGGAGCGGCGGGGUUCUCCUUCUGCACUUCGUCAGGUGUCGUGUCCAACGGUCGAAUAUUUCGAAAUGUGUUUUAUGUGCGGGGUGUGAUGUUGUCGCCGGCCGCCCCGUUUGUUGCCAUUCGUGUGCGCGCGUGAGGGUUGUUCGUUCGGGUGGUCAUCUACACGUGGUGCGUUUCAUGGCAGACAUCUUCCGGCGGCUACCGCUCCUGUUACUAGCAUCUCUUCUGCUGCUUCUUCUCAUCUUUUUGCGCGCCUUCGUCGUGACGCGGCCUCGUGGGCGUAGACAGAGACGACGAGUGGAUAGGAAGACGACGAUGGACAGGCGGGACAGCUCCGUCGGACAGCAGAGACGUGUGGUGGAUUUCUCCAUUCCUGAUCGGCCCCGGUCCGGCCAUCGACCCGCCACAUAUGACCCGUCCUUGUACAGUCAUCUUCCACCGCACGAACAGCCGCUACCGUCGGAUCUGGAGGACGCCUGGGUUGAGGACCUGUCGCACACACUUCCUCUGUGGAGUGGAUGUACGCAGGAGUGGACGAGCAGGCAGUGCCAGCAGAGGGAAGCAGGGACCACGCGCGAGUCGUUCACCGCAUUGCUGGAGGAGGGUGUCGACAACGCCGCCACGGAGCUUGUGGACUUGGAUUUCAGAUUGUGCAGCGGGAGUGGUGCAAGUGGUCCGAUCCACGGCGCAGGGGUGGUGGGAUCGCCAACGUUGGGAGGAGGAUCGUCCCGUGUCGGUGGGCCGACGAAUGGGUGUCCUCCACCGGUCCCGAGUUCCAUGGGCGCCGGGCCACUUGGCGAGUCGUCAAGGGCAGUGACACCCAUCCGCCCGUCGGUGUCUUCGCCUACAAUGCGGCAGAGGGUGACCGCAAGUGCUGCAAUCAAUGAUGGGACUCCACCGGAAGACAUCGGGAGGCAGGCGUGGGAGAUCUGCCGCCUACAGAUGCGGCGUGCUGCCACGGAGAACAUAACCACCGGUGUGUCCAGGCUUCGUGUGGGGAGCGACGUGGAUGCGGACGACAGGCGUCGGGCGAGUGGGGACCAGUCUCCGGAUCCCCGUUACGAAGAGGACGCGGAAGACGGUGAGGGGCUGGAGAUCCGACCCGUGGCUGCGCGUGGUGGACGGAGGGGAGGACGCGGACGUCAGCAGAGGGGCGAGUCUCGUUGUGGUCGAGGAUCGAGGACUCCUGUGGGCGACAAGGGUGGCAAGCACCCAGCUUGGAGUGUGGAGGAGAUGCUGAAGGUCGCUCGAGCGAAGCGGGAUCAGCAAGCUCAUUUCGAGGGAAUGCCACACAACUACGGCUGCAUGCGCAACAGGGAGUGGAAGUUGCUGGACCUGCAGAAGCGGCUGGCGGAGGUCGGAGUGGACAGGACAACGAACGACAUAGGGAAGAAGUGGGACGUCUUCCAGCAGUACAAGAAGGUGCAGCGUUACCAGAACAUUUCCGGUGGGAAGAACUUCUUCACAUUAAUUCCUGCAAUGAUGAUCAUCUGCGAGUGUGUUAAUUCGACCUAGCCCAGCAAUUGAACGGUGUGUCCCGUUGGAAUGUGACGAUGCGUUCCCUCAAAUCUCACUUUCUCCUGU